CCGCGGGAAAGAACCGCGGGAAUCCGCCUUUCCUAUACCCGCCUCGCGCUCGGGCAUGGCAGCUCAGAAGUUGAGCCUUUUGAUCCUCAGGGGCAGAGAGCAACAACUAUGGAGGAACAGAGGCUGGUGGUACCCAAAGAAGAAGAAGAGGGGACUGAGAAUGGGGGAAGAGAUCCUCUGAUUGUCCAAGUGAGAACCCUUGGGGACUUUUUGACCCAGCAUGGGACAUCCCACCUUAAGCCUGAGUCAAAGGAUGAAAUGCACCAAUGCUGGGACUCUCAAUGGCAAGAAUUCCUGAAAAGUGUGGCCGGGCUUCCCAUAGCACCAUCUCCCUUGGAGGAAAACGCCGCAGACUCCCAGGCGUCCUUGGGAAGAGACAAAGAGCAUCCACAGGAGGAGAGUUCUGGGGAAGCCAGAGAGAAGUCGGUGCUCCAGAGGGAUCCAAGCAUGGAUCAGAGAGCCUGGAUGGGCAGGGAAAAGCUGGAUUCCUCCAUAAAGGUGAAGGUGGAAGAGAUUCAGGAGGAAGUCAAUCUGGAGAGCCAGGCGCUUCUGUCCCUCAGGCAAUUCAGCUCCCAGGAUGCUGAGGAGCACCAGGAGAUGUCUUCAAACAGAAAGAACCCCGGCUCAACUGAAGCAAGUAGCAAGAGACAUAGGAAAGUCAUUGAUCUCAAUUUGAAGAUGAAGAUCAUCAAAGCGUAUGAAGCCGGGAAGAAGAUAAAUAAAAUAGCGAAAGAAGAAGGUCUGGCUCAUUCCACUAUCUCCGCUACUGUGAAGGAUAGGGAAAGGAUCAAAGAGACAUUGAAAGGAGCAGCGGGAAUGAACACGAGUAUAACCAGACAGCGAAAAGGCCUCAUCCACAAAAUGGAACCACUCCUUAUGCUUUGGAUCAAAGAUCGGAUACAAAAGAGGCUGCCGAUGAGCCUUCCAUUCAUUCAGACUAAGGCGCGCAGCAUUUUCACAACGCUGAAGGAACGAGCAGAUGAGGAAUGCGCCGAAACAUUCACUGCCAGCCAUGGCUGGUUUAUGCGGUUUCAGCAGAGAUUUCCUUACCAGAUAUUACCAUCAGGUGAAGCUUCAUGGGCUGACAAAGAAGCUGCCAAACGUUUUCUGGAUGAACUUGAUGACGUUGUAGCAGAAGGGAACUACUUCGCUGAGCAGAUAUUCAGAGUGGAUGAAACUGUGUUAUAUUGGAAAAGAAUACUGGGGCAGACCUAUAUACACAAAGAGGCUCAAGCAAUGCCUGGUUGUAAAGCAUUUAAGGAUAGAGUAACUUUGGUAUUGGGCGGAAAUGUUGCCGGAUUCAAGCUGAAGCCAUUUGUGAUCUUCAAAUCAGAUCAUGCCGGAAUAGUUCAAAAUAUAAACAAGGACACACUGCCUGUUUAUUACCGAUUUGAUAGCGAGACCUGGAUGACAUACAUCCUGUUUGAGGAUUGGUUUACGAAUUGUUUCAUACCUCAGGUAAAGGAAUAUUGUGGACAAAAGGGGAUUCCUUUUAAAAUUCUCCUGCUCCUGGACAAAGCCCCUGGAUAUCCCCUGCAUCUCGACAGUCUCCAUUCUGAUGUAAAGGUAGUUUGUCUACCCCCAAGCAUCACCACUCUCCUACAGCCAAUGUGCCAGAGAGCCCUCUUGGUAUUCAAGGCAUGCUAUUUGCAUGCAGUAUUUGCCAAAGCCUUAGCCGCAAUGGAAGAUGACAAAGUAACAUUGCCCAAAUUUUGGGAAAGCUAUAAUAUCCUGCACUGUAUCGAAAACAUUGUAGCAGCAUGGGAAGAUUUUAGUGUGAAAAGCAUGCAAGGGUUUUGGGAAAAGUGCUUAAACCGUUAUACUGCUUUUGCAAAUAAUUUUGAAGGAUUUAACCACAAACAAAAUUUGGAUGAAAUAAAUAAGAAAAUUUUGACGCUCACAAAAUCCCUUGGUUUAGAGUUUGAGGCUGAAGAUGUGAAAAAUUUGAUAGCUUACACCGAGGGAGAGCUUCCCAACGAAGAUUUAAUUGAACUGAAAAAAGAAUUGGAAGCACAGAAGGUUAAGGAAGAAGUAGCAGAAAAAGAAAGAAGAAAAGAAGAAAAAGUUGUAGAAGUUGAAUUGAAGACAUUCAAUGAGAAAGGAAUAAAACCCACGGACAAUCCUCAGCCAUCAACCAGCUAUGCCAGCAGAUCCGAUGUUCCUGAAAACUCAGAAAACCAUGAAUCUUUCAAAGGACAUAUGUCCAAUUUGAUGUUUACAGACAAGAUGAGUGCAAAAAGAAAGAGUUAUUCCGUCGAGUUCAAGAAAGCCAUCGUGGAGGACUCUCGGGGCAAGAAUCUAACAGCUUUCUGCAAGGAGAAGGUGCUGGAUGUCCGAAUGGUCCGAAAAUGGCGAGCAGAGUACAAGAACCUCAGCCAGCAGGUGGACAAGGGAAACGCUAAGAAGCGCAAGUGUGGAUCCGGUCGGCAGCCGUUAUUUCCCGAACUGGAGGGCAACAUCUGUGAAUGGAUUGCUGACAGGAGAGCAAAGGCUUUGGUUGUGCGCAGGGCUGACAUUCAAGCAUUUGCCCUUGCAAUGGCACCACAGUUAGAGAUAUCCCCAGAAUUCAAAGCAUCACAGCACUGGCUGGAUGACUUCCUUCAUCGGUAUAAACUGUCCCUUAAGAAGAUCAAUAACAUUGUUGAAGCUGAACAUUAA
Molecule: messenger RNA, 2658 nt
Organism: Crotalus tigris (Tiger rattlesnake)
Lineage: Eukaryota; Metazoa; Chordata; Lepidosauria; Squamata; Viperidae
Product: tigger transposable element-derived protein 1-like
Exons: 5
Coding region: 109-2658 (849 amino acids)
Cellular component (GO): nucleus
Molecular function (GO): DNA binding
Source: RefSeq, a predicted model, not a curated record